Messenger RNA from Aspergillus ibericus CBS 121593, 1085 nucleotides. Its product is annotated as mitochondrial 54S ribosomal protein uL4m. Bases 94 to 963 code for a protein of 289 amino acids. Gene Ontology annotation, molecular function: structural constituent of ribosome. The record is from RefSeq and is a predicted model, not a curated record. Gene Ontology annotation, cellular component: ribosome. NCBI's taxonomy places the organism in Eukaryota, Fungi, Ascomycota, Eurotiomycetes, Eurotiales, Aspergillaceae. The transcript has 2 exons. Gene Ontology annotation, biological process: translation.
CCCGAACUUUUGCUGCUCCUCCUCCCCCAAAGCACCACCGAGAUUCCACCCCAGCCAGGCUACCUCUCGGGCGUAUUCCACCAUUUAUACACAAUGCCUGGAAGUGACGCUUUUCGCGCACUCAAGUGGCUUUCCCGGAGCUCGGGGGGUCUGCUGUCGGGUGCUGAGACAACCACGCAACGAUGCCUGGCGAAGCCUUUGUCCCGAUCGAUGGCCACCGAGGCCCAGUCUCCCAUUGACAACCUGACGAGGGAGGUUCCCAAGCCCGUGUGGAAUCCCGAACCCGUCAAGGCGACCACCUACUCAUUCCCGUCCAUGGAGCCCCUGCGUUUCGUUGAAUACCCUCGCAACCAUCUCCUGAUGCCGCUCCGCAAAGAUAUCCUACACCGCGCCGUCGUGUACGAGGGUGACAUGACUCGACAAGGUACCGCAAGCACCAAGUGGAGAGACGAUGUGCAUGGAAGUGGCAGGAAGUUGUAUGCGCAGAAGGGUACUGGUCGGGCCCGUGUUGGAGACAAGAAGUCCCCCAUCCGGAGAGGUGGAGGUGUUGCCUUUGGUCCUCAUCCCCGUGAUUUCUCCACGGGACUCCCCCAGAAGAUCUACGACCAGGCGUGGCGGAUAGCCCUCAGUUACCGUUACAAGCGCGGCCAAUUGAUCAUUGUCGACAACGAAAUCACCCUUCCGGAAGACGCCACUCCCCAUCUCAUCACAGAGAUCUUCAAGGCCAACCGCUGGGGUCGGCCAUUCGGACGGUCGACAUUGAUCACGGACCAGCCGAACGAGAGCCUGUUCGAGACGGUGCGUCAGGUGGGCGAACAUGCCAAGAUCCUGGACCGCCGUGAUGUGGAUGUCAAGGACCUGCUGGAGACGGGCCGGUUGAUCAUUGAGAAGCAGGCACUGGACCGGAUUCUGUCUCAGCACUCGAAGGACCUGAAGAACAAGCCGGCCAAGGCUUUGUAUUGAAUUCCUUUUUACUCGGCGAUAGGGUCUUUUACUGGUUAGCUUCGGGUUGUGAGUGUUUUAUUUGUAUAAAUAGAUUCGAAAUAUGUAUGAUGGCAUUGCAUUCAAGGACAACGUCAUGCUUC